Messenger RNA from Myodes glareolus (Bank vole), 1143 nucleotides. The record is from the annotation of a RefSeq genome assembly. Lineage: Eukaryota; Metazoa; Chordata; Mammalia; Rodentia; Cricetidae.
AUGACAAUCAUCCGAAAAAAACACCCUCUAAUCAAAAUCAUCAACCACUCAUUUAUUGACCUCCCCGCCCCAUCAAACAUCUCAUCAUGAUGAAACUUUGGCUCCUUACUUGGCCUUUGCCUAAUCAUUCAAAUCCUCACAGGACUCUUCCUAGCAAUACACUACACAUCAGACACAUCAACAGCAUUCUCAUCAGUUACCCACAUCUGUCGAGACGUAAACUACGGCUGACUUAUCCGCUAUAUGCAUGCAAACGGAGCCUCCAUAUUCUUCAUUUGCCUUUUUCUUCACGUAGGACGAGGCAUAUACUAUGGCUCCUAUAACAUAAUUGAAACCUGAAACAUAGGCAUUAUCUUACUAUUCGCUGUAAUAGCAACAGCAUUCAUAGGUUACGUCCUACCAUGGGGGCAAAUAUCCUUCUGAGGAGCCACAGUAAUUACAAAUCUACUAUCAGCUAUCCCUUACAUCGGCACAACCCUAGUAGAAUGAAUCUGAGGGGGGUUCUCAGUAGAUAAAGCCACUCUCACACGAUUCUUCGCAUUCCACUUCAUCCUGCCUUUCAUCAUUACAGCCCUCGUUUUCGUCCACUUAUUAUUCCUACACGAAACAGGAUCCAACAACCCAACAGGUCUAAACUCAGACGCGGACAAAAUCCCAUUCCACCCCUAUUAUACAAUCAAAGAUUUUUUAGGGGUCCUUAUCUUAUUAAUAGGUCUCAUAAUUUUGGUACUAUUUUUCCCAGAUGUUCUCGGAGACCCAGAUAAUUACACUCCUGCAAAUCCACUCAACACUCCAGCACACAUUAAACCAGAAUGAUAUUUUCUCUUCGCCUACGCCAUCCUUCGCUCUAUCCCUAAUAAACUAGGAGGCGUCUUAGCCCUAAUCCUAUCAAUCCUAAUCCUAGCCCUUCUACCACUCCUCCAUACCUCAAAACAACGCGGACUCACCUUCCGACCAAUCACACAAACAAUAUACUGAAUCCUAGUAGCUGACCUACUCAUUCUCACAUGAAUCGGAGGCCAACCAGUAGAAUACCCUUUCAUCAUUAUCGGACAAAUAGCCUCAAUCGCCUAUUUCGCCAUCAUCGUCAUUCUCAUACCAAUAGCAGGCAUAAUUGAAAACAACAUCCUAGACCUAGACUAA